AUGCGCUGUCGCUCCUCCGCCUCCACCCCCGGCCUGCGAGUGGUCUCCUGCCAGCUGUCUCUUCCACCCCGCUCUGGCUUCGGGGGCCCCCUGCCCGUGUUUCUGAGGAGCCAAGGGGUGCUAGCACAUUGUGGUAGGCCCUGGGGGACCGUGCUGACCAGACAGGCCGCGGCUGUGUCGGGACAAUACAGAGAAAUUCAAAGGCCAGUAGCAGAUUUUGGAUCAUUGUUUGACUUGGAAAAUGAUCUUCCCGAUGAGCUGAUCCCCAAUGGAGGAGAGCUGGGCCUUUUAAACAGCGGGAACCUUGUUCCAGAUGCCGCCUCCAAACAUAAACAACUGUCGGAGCUCCUGCGGGGCGGCAGCGGCUCGAGCAUCAACCCCGGGCUCGGGAACGUGAGCGCCAGCAGCCCCGUGCAGCCGGGCCUGGGGGGCCAGGCCCCAGGGCAGCCGAACAGUGCGAACCUGGCCGGUCUGGGCGCCAUGGGCAAGAGCCCGCUGAGCCAGGGAGACUCCUCAGCACCCAGCCUACCCAAACAGGCAGCCGGCGCCUCGGGGCCCACUCCCCCUGCUUCCCAAGCACUGAAUCCGCAAGCACAAAAGCAGGUGGGGCUGGUGACCAGCAGCCCUGCCACGUCACAGACGGGCCCUGGCAUCUGCAUGAAUGCCAGCUUUAACCAGACCCACCCUGGCCUCCUCAAUAGUAACUCUGGCCAUAGCUUAAUGAACCAGGCCCAGCCGGGACAGGCGCAAGUCAUGAAUGGAUCUCUUGGCGCUGCUGGCAGAGGAAGGGGAGCUGGAAUGCCGUACCCUACCCCCGCCAUGCAAGGCUCCACGAGCAGCGUGCUGGCCGAGACGCUGACGCAGGUGUCCCCGCAAAUCACCGGCCACGGGGGACUGAACACGGCGCAGGCAGGAGGCAUGGCCAAGAUGGGAAUGGCUGGCAAUACAAGCCCAUUUGGACAACCCUUUAGUCAAACUGGAGGGCAGCAAAUGGGAGCCCCUGGCGUGAACCCCCAGUUACCCAGCAAACAGAACAUGGUCAAUAGUUUGCCUCCCUUCCCUACAGACAUCAAGAAUGCUCCAGUCACCAACGUGCCAAACAUGUCCCAGAUGCAGACGCCGGUGGGAAUCGUACCCACACAGGCGAUCGCAGCGGGCCCCACUGCAGACCCGGAGAAGCGCAAGCUGAUCCAGCAGCAGCUGGUCCUCCUGCUCCACGCCCACAAGUGUCAGCGCCGGGAGCAAGCCAACGGGGAGGUGCGCGCCUGCUCGCUCCCCCACUGCCGCACCAUGAAGAAUGUCUUGAACCACAUGACGCACUGUCAGGCGGGGAAGGCCUGCCAGGUUGCCCAUUGUGCAUCUUCACGACAAAUCAUCUCUCAUUGGAAGAACUGCACACGACAUGACUGUCCUGUUUGCCUCCCCUUGAAAAAUGCCAGUGACAAGCGAAACCAACAAACUAUCCUGGGGUCUCCUGCUAGUGGAAUUCAGAACACGAUUGGCUCUGUGGGCGCAGGCCAGCAGAACGCCUCCUCUUUAAGUAACCCAAACCCCAUAGACCCCAGCUCCAUGCAGCGGGCCUACGCUGCCCUCGGACUCCCCUACGUGAACCAGGCCCAGACGCAGCUGCAGCCUCAGGUUCCCGGCCAGCAACCAGCACAGCCGCAGACUCACCAGCAGCUGAGGACGCUCAACCCCUUGGGAAACAACCCAAUGGCCAUUCCAGCGGGAGGAAUAACGACAGAUCAGCCGCCAAACCUGAUCUCGGAGUCAGCUCUUCCGACUUCGCUCGGGGAUGAGUACUACCACUUACUAGCAGAGAAAAUCUACAAGAUUCAGAAGGAACUCGAAGAGAAGCGGCGCUCGCGCCUGCACAAGCAGGGCAUCCUGGGCAGCCAGCCAGCCUUACCCGCGCCCGGGGCCCAGCCCCCCGGGGUGCCGCAGCCUCCGCCCGUGAGACCUCCAAAUGGACCCGUGCCCCUGCCGGUGAACCGCAUGCAGGUCCCUCAAGGUACUUACGCCGCCCCCGCCCCGAGCAUGAUGGAAGAGGAUUUGCAAGGGUCUGCUCAAGUUAAAGAAGAAACAGAUGGCACAGAGCAGAAGCCGGAGCCGAUGCAGGUGGACGAGAAGAAGCCGGAGGUCAGAGCGGAAGCGAAGGAGGAGGAAGAGAGCAGCUGCAGCGGGACGGCCGCCCGGUCCACGUCUCCGUCCCAGCCCCGGAAGAAAAUCGGGCCUGCUGGCGGCUGCAUGUCAGACUCCGUGGCCUCUGGUCUACGGUCCUCACUUUCCCAGGCAGCGGCCAGCGUUGACAACAGGGCCCCCACUCCGUCCUCCACGGCCAGCGCCGAGACCAGCUCACAGCAGCCAGCCCCCGAAGUGCCGAUGCUGGAGAUGAAGGCCGAGGUCAAGGCCGAGGACAGCGAGCCUGACGCCAGCGAGCCCAAGGGGGAGCCCGGGUCUGCGGAAGCCCAGCCAGCUGCCCAGUGCGCUCACACAGCCUGCUGGCUGCAUCUGAUCCCCACAGGGAGACAGACAGGCGCGCGGUGCGCGAGACCUGUUCCCAGCGCUGCUUCUUUGUCUCUGCAGUACGAGUUCUCCCCCCAGACCUUGUGCUGCUACGGGAAGCAGCUGUGCACCAUCCCUCGCGACGCUGCCUACUACAGCUACCAGAACAGGUAUCAUUUCUGUGAGAAGUGUUUCACAGAGAUCCAGGGGGAGAAUGUUACCCUGGGUGACGACCCUUCACAGCCCCAGACAACCAUUUCAAAGGAUCAGUUUGAAAAGAAGAAAAAUGACACCUUAGACCCUGAGCCCUUCGUGGACUGCAAGGAGUGCGGCCGGAAGAUGCACCAGAUUUGUGUUCUGCAUUAUGACAUCAUCUGGCCCCUGGGCUUUGUGUGUGACAACUGCUUGAAGAAAACCGGCAGAACCCGAAAGGAAAACAAGUUCAGCGCUAAGAGUAAGUGGUGGGCGCGUCGGCCCUGGUCGCUGCCUGUCCUCCGAGCCCUGGCCUGCUCUCGCGCCUCGCCACGGCGGGGGCCGGCCUGCACGGGGCUUUCAUCUGCGGGUUUGGUCCGGUACUGGCCCUGGACGUCGUUUGGCUUAAGCAUUUUCUGGUUUAAAGAUUUAUUUGCUUAUGCACACAAGGCAGGCGACCGGCACCUCGCCCUGGGCCCCAGCCAGAACGCGAGCCUUGGAGGGUCGUGGGGUGGCUCUCCCCUCCCCAGGCGCGUGUACAUAUCCUACCUAGACAGCAUUCAUUUCUUCCGGCCCCGGUGCCUGCGGACGGCGGUUUACCACGAGAUCCUCAUCGGGUACUUAGAAUACGUGAAGAAAUUGGGGUACGUGACAGGACACAUCUGGGCCUGUCCCCCAAGCGAAGGGGACGACUACAUCUUCCACUGCCACCCCCCUGACCAGAAGAUCCCGAAGCCCAAGCGCCUGCAGGAGUGGUACAAGAAGAUGCUGGACAAGGCGUUCGCGGAGCGCAUCAUCCACGACUACAAGGUGCCGUGGGCGGGGCCCUGCGCGGCUGCCUCUCGCGCGGUCAGCUGGGAUGCGGAGCCAGGCCAGGCCCAGAGGAAAGCGCAGCCGCCUCUCGCUGCCCCGUCAGGGUUUUAGCGGCCCCCCAGAGCCGGCAGUCAGGGCGACAGCAAGAGCGCCAAGAAGAAGAACAGCAAGAAGACCAACAAGAACAAGAGCAGCCUCAGCCGGGCCAACAAGAAGAAGCCCAGCGUGCCCAACGUGUCCAACGACCUGUCCCAGAAGCUCUACGCCACCAUGGAGAAGCACAAAGAGGUCUUCUUUGUGAUCCACCUCCACGCCGGGCCCGUCAUCAACACACUGCCCCCCAUCGUGGACCCCGACCCGCUGCUCAGCUGCGACCUCAUGGACGGCCGCGACGCCUUCCUCACGCUGGCCAGGGACAAGCACUGGGAGUUCUCCUCCCUGCGCAGGUCCAAGUGGUCCACGCUGUGCAUGCUGGUGGAGCUGCACACCCAGGGCCAGGACCGCUUCGUCUACACCUGCAACGAGUGCAAGCACCACGUGGAGACGCGCUGGCACUGCACCGUGUGCGAGCCGCCCCGGAGCAUCUCCCCCAGCGCCCUGCAGGACCUGCUGCGCACCCUGAAGUCGCCCAGCUCCCCGCAGCAGCAGCAGCAGGUGCUCAACAUCCUCAAGUCGAACCCGCAGCUGAUGGCCGCUUUCAUCAAGCAGCGCACGGCCAAGUACGUGGCCAGCCAGCCGGGCCUGCAGCCCCAGCCCGGCCUGCACCAGCAGCCCAGCCUCCAGAACCUGGGCGCCAUGCAGGCCGGCGGGCCUCGGCCCGGCGUGCCCCCGCAGCAGCAGGCCAUGGGGGGCCUGAACAUCAUGAACCCCGGGCACAACCCCGGCAUGGCGAGCAUGAACCCGCAGUACAGAGAGAUGCUGCGCAGGCAGCUGAUGCAGCAGCAGCAGCAGCAGCAGCAGCAGCAGCAGCCGCCGCCGCCGCCGCCGCCGCCGCCGGGCAGUGCGGGCAUGGCCGGGGGCAUGGCGGGGCACGGCCAGUUCCAGCAGCCUCAAGGACCUGGGGGCUACCCCCCCGCCAUGCCGCAGCAGCGGAUGCAGCAGCACCUCCCUCUCCAGGGCAGCUCCAUGGGCCAGAUGGCGGCUCAGAUGGGCCAGCUCGGCCAGAUGGGCCAGCCCGGGCUGGGCGCAGACAGCACCCCCAACAUCCAGCAGGCCCUGCAGCAGCGGAUUCUGCAGCAGCAGCAGAUGAAGCAGCAGAUCGGGUCUCCCGGCCAGCCGAACCCCAUGAGCCCCCAGCAGCACAUGCUCUCAGGACAGCCACCGGCCUCGCACCUCCCCGGCCAGCAGAUGGCCACGUCCCUCAGCAGCCAGGUGCGGUCCCCGGCCCCUGUGCAGUCUCCGCGGCCCCAGUCCCAGCCUCCACAUUCCAGCCCGUCGCCACGGAUACAGCCCCAGCCUUCGCCACACCACGUCUCGCCCCAGACUGGCUCCCCCCACCCAGGACUCGCGGUCACCAUGGCCAGCUCCAUAGACCAGGGACACUUGGGGAACCCCGAACAGAGUGCCAUGCUCCCGCAGCUCAGCACCCCCAGCAGGAGUGCGUUGACCAGCGAGCUGUCCCUGGUCGGCGACACCACCGGCGACACCCUGGAGAAGUUUGUGGAGGGCUUGUAGCGCUGCGAGAGCGGCCCCCACCCCCCGCCCCGCGCCCCGGCGUCGCGGAGACCCGAGCGUCCGGGCGCGCUCCUCCCGGACGGACUGCUGCUUCCCAGCGUGGAGGGUCGGUUGCUGUUCAGAGAAACAAUACAAAGAAUAUAUUUUUU
This is a messenger RNA of Condylura cristata (star-nosed mole), 5333 nucleotides long. It is a transcript of the gene CREBBP, whose product is annotated as CREB binding protein. The record is from RefSeq and is a predicted model, not a curated record. Gene Ontology annotation, molecular function: transcription coactivator activity; zinc ion binding; chromatin DNA binding. Gene Ontology annotation, cellular component: nucleus; transcription regulator complex; histone acetyltransferase complex. The transcript is spliced from 24 exons. Gene Ontology annotation, biological process: positive regulation of transcription by RNA polymerase II. Lineage: Eukaryota; Metazoa; Chordata; Mammalia; Eulipotyphla; Talpidae.